GUUUUCUAGCAGCAGGUUUCUGGUGCGUCAAAGAAGGGUAAAACGAUAUACAGCUGUUUUCUGCCCAUCACGCGCUGCUCCUCCGCUUUGUGAAGGCGCCGAUUUAUACAUAUCGAAGCAGAACGAAGCGAGUGUUACAUAGUAACAAAACAACAACAACAACGGAAAGAAGAAACAUUCCAAACGGCAGCCGCCUUUUUUUUCUUCCUCUUCACUUUUUUUACAUAUAUUUUGUUCCAUUCCUCCACUUUCUGAUACACAGCAAUGAGCUCGUCAACUUCCUCUUCGACAGUUAAUGGGAGCAGCCGCGGCCCUCAAAUCAUCGCCGCCGCCGUCACCGCCGCCGCAGCCCUCGGCGCAGGACUGACGUAUCUGAUGCUGUCCUCCAGCGGCGGAGUCGGCACCGGCGGUGGCCGGCGCGCGUUUCGCUCCGACUCGGCUGUGGAAGCUCCCCGGCAGGCCAUCGCCGAGGCCCUCGCGGCGAUCCGCAGUGGCCGGUGCACGACCUGCGGGGAGCUUGUCGCGUUUCUGCGCGGCUCGCCCACCGCCCCGGUACCGGCGGCUGCCCGGUUGGGGGUGCUGGAGCUGCAGCUGCCCUCGCAAAAGUUGCCGCCAGCGAAUGCCUUUCUUGUGCGUGUGCCCUACCCUAUCCUGCAUUACAUCGAGGUCAGCUACUUGCCAGCGGUGCGUCGCCAGCUCUCCUCGUCCGCUCAGCAGGAACAGGCGUCAACGAAGCCGCCGGCGUCGCUGCGGGUGGAGUGGGAGCUCUUUAACCAGCUGUGGGGCUCUGAUCUUGUGCUGCGCCGCAUGGGCGUGGAGCGGGCGAGCGUCUUCGACAACGACAACCGCAGCCACCUCAACCUCCUGCAGCAACUGUGGAUGGCGACAGGGAAGCCGGCAACGGCGUACAACCGUCUCGGCUCUCAGUGGAGCGCGCUCGGCUUUCAAGGCGAGGACCCCGUCACCGAUCUGCGCGGCGGCGGCAUCCUCGCCCUGCGCCAGCUCGUCCACUUUGCACAGGCGCACAACACCGCGUUCCGUGAAAUGAUGGCGUACAACGAACGCAUCCAGCGCGAGAACAAGCACAGCUGGUACCUGCUCGCCGUCGUCAGCAUUCAGCUCUCCACGCAGUUGAUCCUGGAGCAGGACCACCAACUCCACCUGCCGCACCUGGAGCUCAUCUACGAUACCCUGCGACAGGGUGCCGCGGGCGAUGCCACGGCGAAACUGACGGCGCGACGCGCGCUCGCGGCACAGAAGAACGUAUCGAUGACCAACACCAGGGCCGAGGACACCGCCGCCUUCUGGGAAACUUGCGCUCCCCUCACGAAUGCUGAGGCUGGCAUGUUUGCCUUGCAUCACGCGCUGCUGCUGCACUUCAAGGCGUGCUGGGAGCGCGACGAGCCGCACGUGAUGGAGUACAAUACCUACAUGCCCUCGAAGGUCUUCGCCACCUUCUUCUCGCCAAGCUGGAAGGACACCAUCCUUUCUGCGUAG
This is a messenger RNA of Leptomonas pyrrhocoris, 1497 nucleotides long. Its product is annotated as putative mitochondrial engulfment and cell motility domain 2. The coding region runs from base 265 to 1497 and encodes 410 amino acids. The record is from RefSeq and is a predicted model, not a curated record. The transcript has a single exon. NCBI's taxonomy places the organism in Eukaryota, Euglenozoa, Kinetoplastea, Trypanosomatida, Trypanosomatidae.